Cyclocybe aegerita is the source of this 1395-nucleotide messenger RNA. The record is from the annotation of a GenBank genome assembly. Lineage: Eukaryota; Fungi; Basidiomycota; Agaricomycetes; Agaricales; Hemipholiotaceae.
AUGGACGACACAGACACCCUCAUUGCCCUCGUCUCCAGUCUCCUCCCUGAGCCCCACACCAAUGAUACUAUAAUCGAUGCACUCGUACAAUCCAACGGAGAUGUCGAAUCCGCCGCCCGAUAUCUCCAGUCUGACGUUGGAUCUUCCAAGAAACGCAAAGGCGUCGAUCUCGAGACAUGGCUAAAGCCUCCUUCAAAGAAGGCAAAAAAACCCGAAUCGCAAACCUCUUCUUCUUCAGCACAUGUUACUCCAGAACCCGUCGAUAUCUCUCCUUCAAAGCACAAGAAGCCACCUUCGAGUUCAAGUUCGAAACCGACUGACUUGAUGGCGAUUUUACGCCCACCCCCUUCUCCACGUAAAGAUCCCCCUCGUUUCCCCCCCAUGACGCUGUCUACCCCGGAAUUAGUGGCCCAGCACACGCCCUGUACGCUGCAUCUAUCGGUACUUCCACCCGACCUCGCGUGUCGGCUCUUCUACACCAUGAAAGACGCGUCGAGAGAGUGGAAGAGGAACACCUGGUGGCUUUUCGAUCGGGUGGUCGAAAGUCCUCAUCUGACGUCCUUUUUUACGCGUCGGACCGAUGGAUUAGACAACGAUGAGUCGUGGCAUGAGGCUGCACAGUUCUGGUAUAAUGGACGCCCAAACGGCGCUCCGGCCCCAUUUCCUCUUGAGAUGGAGGAGGCAUGCAAGAUCAUUGAAAGUGUCUUAAACGAUGAGAUGCGGAAGCGCAAACGAUACAAGCGCGAGUGGGGCGGAACCCCAGAUGGCGAUCCUCUCUGGAGAGCCAAUGUCGCUGCUUCGAAUUGUUAUCAAGGCGGCAAGGAGAGUGUGGGAUUUCACUCUGACCAGCUCACUUAUCUCGGGCCCUACCCUACCAUCGCGUCUCUGAGCCUUGGGACACGACGAAACUUCAGCCUCCGCGAGGUUGUCCCAACUGACCAGACGGGGAUGAGGAAGGCUCAGACAUUUAACAUCCCCCUUCCACACAACUCUCUGACGAUCAUGCACGCGUCGUGUCAAGAGAGAUUCAAACAUUCGAUACCUCCUCAAAAUGCUAUCGAUCUCUUCAGGCCCACGUUCCCCAGGACACCCAACGGCACGGCCGAACCCUCAAAUUGUCGAAUCAAUAUCACAUUCCGGUUCUAUCGCCCAGAUUUUCGUCCAAAAAGCAUUCCUCGCUGUAAAUGCGGGGUACCUAUGGCUCUUCGACCUGAUAUGAAGAAUCGGAACGAAGAAGAGACCGAUCGAUACUGGUGGUCUUGCUACGCGGGUGCACAGAACGAUGGGAAAGGGUGCAAGUAUUGGAAAGUCAUGAAUAUGAAAGGGGAAGGUCGUGGCCCAUGUGUUGGCGACUUAAACACAUCGAGGACAGAUGAGAACCCCGAAGCUGCCUGA